AUGGCUUGUUCAAAGGCCGAAGAUUUAAUCAAUCAAUUGAUUGAAGCAACAUUAAAAUUAUUAGAUUUUGGCUUAAAUAUAAUGGAUGCUUUACGUGUACAAAAAUUACUGGCAGUCCGCAAUCAAAAAAUUGGUUUAAUUAGUGAUGAUGCUUGUCUACCUGAAUGUAGUCUUCGAUUUUCACUUAAUUUCGAUUUAAUGAUGUUCAAUAAAUUACUACGCACUGCUUGUCUUCGUACUCGUGCAACACUGAAUGAAUUACGUGUUUGCCGACUACGCUAUCCAAAUACGCCGCUUGUACUUGAACCGAAGACAAAAGCUAAAUUUCAAAAAUUACAAAAAAAAAUUCAAGAUUUCGACGAUGCCGUUCGAUCCGAUAAAAUGAUUGCUCGUCGUGAUCUUCGAGAUUUUCGUGAAAUAUCAAUUAUUUUUUCACAAUUAGAACAUGAUUUAAAAUUACUUAUAUGUAGCUUGGAAUGUGCCAGUACAAUGAAAGAUACGGUUCUAUUUGCUGCACCUAUUACCGACGUUAUGACAGUAUUAUCAAUUGUGCUUAGUCGACUCGAACGUUUAGCACAAAAGGCUGAAAUCGAUGAAAAAAUUGCUGCAGCUGAACAACAAAAAGUAAAUAAUAAUCAAAUAACAAAAUCAAAUUCUGCGACACCUCAUCGUAGACAAACAUCGGCUCCAGUAAUAGCAAAACGUCGUACUAAUGAUAUUUUAUUUAACGGAAAAAAUACAAAUCGUACGUCCAAGCAACGUCGACAAGACGUGACAACCAUGAUUGCAGCUGCUACUCAACAUAAUAAACGAUCAAAUUAUGACAAGAAUUCUGUUCAAAGUGAUACACCACAAGUGAUACCGUCGGAUGAAAGUUACAAAGAAAGUAAUUCAAUCGAAAUCAAGUCUAAUGAAAAUGAUUCGACAUUACUUAGACCAAUUUAUCGUCAUUAUGCACCAGUAAAAUCCAAUAGAUCACGGCAGACAAAAAAAAUUGUUUCAUCGCCCAAAGAAAAUAUUCCAGACCAAAGUCUAUCGAAUCAUCGUAAAAUAAAACGGUUUCAUCAUGAAUUUAUACAAAGAUGGACGAAUGAUGCACGUAAUAUAUAUGAACGAAGUCAUCUGAUACAUUCACCUGAUACUUAUUCUUAUCAAAUGACUAAUGUUGAUUUAGAAAAAACUAAUCGAUCUAGACCAAAACUAGCAUCUGUUCGUCGUCAUCGUUCUCUUUCGUCUUCAUCACAUCUCAAAAAUAGUUAUACAUCGUCUUCUCCAUUAUUGAAUGAAUUGCGUAAUCGUAAAACAAAAACACAAUCAUUCAAUUCAUCUAGUCUUUCAUCGACACUGAACAAUCAAUUGAAUAAUAAACAUAAGAAUACAUCAUCAAAUAAUAGUGCAUUGGUUAAUCAUGAGUCGAAAAACGUUCAUGAUAAUAUUGAAUGUAAAAUUAGUUGA
Messenger RNA from Rotaria socialis, 1455 nucleotides. The record is from the annotation of a GenBank genome assembly. Lineage: Eukaryota; Metazoa; Rotifera; Eurotatoria; Philodinida; Philodinidae.